Neohortaea acidophila is the source of this 1018-nucleotide messenger RNA. RefSeq names its product chitin synthesis regulation, resistance to congo red-domain-containing protein. The transcript is spliced from 3 exons. Bases 418 to 828 code for a protein of 136 amino acids. The record is from RefSeq and is a predicted model, not a curated record. Gene Ontology annotation, biological process: vesicle-mediated transport. Lineage: Eukaryota; Fungi; Ascomycota; Dothideomycetes; Mycosphaerellales; Teratosphaeriaceae. Gene Ontology annotation, cellular component: intracellular membrane-bounded organelle.
CUUCACUCUUUCCAUCCUGUCAAAGCAGCAUCCCCAAUCUCCUCCAAGCGGCACUCAUAGUCAUAUUCUUCCGGUAUUACCUCUCCAGCGCGGUAGACGUCUGCACACCCUCCCCACCACAAGUCAAGCAAAGCGGCAGAGCACAAGCUUUCGCCUCUCUCCACAUCAAAUACCUCAAAUCGCCCUUCUUCCACGUCAUCCAUCUCUCCUGCUUCUACACCCCAUAAAACGCCCUCCAAGCCUGCCAACCCCUGCCAAAACUCGGCAUUACACCACCACUGCGCCCGACUCCAAGACCACGCCAAGCGCCAUGGCAUCGACGACGAACCUUCUCGAGAAGCGCUUCUAUAGCGAGUACGUCCCUCCCGUGCGACAGCAGCCUUCCCUCCCUCCACUCGUCACACGACAACUAACAAUAUGGCCCUUCCUCGCAGAUGCGGAUAUGGAUACGAUAGUUUCGGCAACUGCUACAGCCCUUGGGACUCAUGGGCGCGAUGGGUAGUGCUCGGCUGCGUCAUCGCCGCCGCCAUUCUCAUCUUCUUCCUCUUCGCCUGCAUCUCCGCGCGCCGUCGCAGAAAGAUGGGCUACGCGCCCUACCGCGGUACUGGCUGGGUGCCAGGAGCUGGCGGCCGCCACCAUGCGAACGCCCCUCCGCCCGAGAACUUCUCCAACACCCCCUACUACGCCCCGAACAACAACUACGGCAACAACACCUACGCCGCUCCUCCGCCCUCGUACCAGGGCUAUUACGGUCGCAAUGACAAUGUGGAGAUGCAGCCGCCGUAUCAGAACGUGUACUCGCCGCCCUCUGCGCCACCGAAGCGGUAAGAGGAGGAUGGAGGGAAGGGAGAGGAGCGUCCUACGAGGUGACACGAAGGGAGACAUGGAACAUGUGAAUUUUGCCGUGGCGUUAUAUUCGGACUCACGAUUCUUCUGGUUGGUGUUUAACAUGAUUGUGUCGUAUACCUAAGCUACUAUUUCUGAACUACUCCAAUUCAACCUACCUACGUGAUUUGAC